This is a messenger RNA of Pectinophora gossypiella (pink bollworm), 1820 nucleotides long. RefSeq lists its product as uncharacterized. The coding region runs from base 75 to 1820 and encodes 581 amino acids. Lineage: Eukaryota; Metazoa; Arthropoda; Insecta; Lepidoptera; Gelechiidae. The transcript has 9 exons. The record is from RefSeq and is a predicted model, not a curated record.
GGUAGGAUCCAGAAGAAUUGUUGAGAAGGAAAUUUCGCGCGAAAUGUUUGUUCCGUGCGCUUGGGCGACUUGUCAUGGCGAAUGUUUAUUGGCUGAUAGAGUCCGUGGAACAGUACGAGGGCGUGGAGGACGUCAAGCGCAGGGUCGAGCAGGCCGUGCGAGGAAAGGUUAAGCAGAAGCAGUUGCUGAGUGUCAACGACAAGGCUUUAUUGAAUAAGCCCACAGAAGACCGCACUGAUCAUGAGAAGAGGUAUCUUUACAGAAUCAUUGGUGGCCUGAAAUGCUUUAAGCGUUAUCCUAACCAUGUUAAAAGGAAAUUGGCAGCGUUGACGUACUUUAAGUACUACGGGCCGGGACGUGUGAUAGUGAAGCAGCACCAAGAAGCCCAUGCUCUGUACUUCAUCGUGACUGGCGACGUCGCAGUUAGCCAGUCCGCAUACGACGAUCUUCUUCAACAAUACGUGUCUAUAGAAAUCGGCACUAUGCAUGCCGGAGAUAUGUUUGGAGAGGUCUCCCUUCUACAUAAUAUUAACAGAACAGCUACUGUUACUACUGUUGGCCACUGUGAGUUGCUGCAACUGUUAAAGGAAGACUUCAAAAACGUGCUCUUGUCGUCUGUCCAAAAACAAUGGGAUGAAGUGCGCAGGGCCAUGUCAGCAUUUACUUAUUUUGAUGCUCUGGACGAUGUGGCUAGUCGAGAAGGUUGUAUAGUGGCUAAACUGAAGUCAUUCGUCAUCGAUGAAACGCUUCUCGGAGAUGGGUGUGGAAUACCUAAUUACGUGUACUUCAUUCUCUCCGGCCGAGUCCAGAUGAUAGAGUCGCUACAAGUUAUCGUUACCAGUCGACUUGGCCACAAAUAUUAUACUCUAUAUGAUCCAUGGGUACCGAAAGAAGAAAGUGAACAGGACUUUGAAAAGAAAUGGUUUGCCGCGUAUCCAAAUCUAAACGCAGAGAGUCAAGGAGUGCCAAAAGAACAAAGUGGAAGCGGAAUGUUGCCAGAGCGGGGCACAUUGAGCACCGCCACACAGACACACUCCAGGAGCGCAGCUGGUAGCAUACUGAAGCUACGAGCAUCAUCCACUCCAAAUUCUACCGUAUUCAGCCGGCAACUGUCCUUUGUAGCACAAGAGGAUAAAACAAGUGAAGUUGCACAAAAAGAUUCUGGUGAACUGGACAAAGUAGAAUCUGGGUUACAUGUAAAUGUAGGCGUUAACACUACAGAUGAGUUCAAGAGAACCAGUUUCGAUAAUAGUGCGGAUGAUGUGAAACCUGGACAAAGAACUUUGUCACGUGUCAGGCACAGUGAUGUCGUAUUAUCACGAAGAUUUAGUGCAGGUGGGUCAAGUCGCCAGGAGAGCGCUACGGAUUCAAAGUUGCUGCUGUCUCCUAUUGAUGAAGGACGACCAUCUGUCAGAUACAGCAUUAUGCCGACUAAUGAAUUAAUUGCAGCUGGUCAUUCAAAAAUGAAAACCUAUUUUAUGCAGGUUUGCAUGAUGAACCCUGGAUCCACAUUUGGUUUCGGCGAGAAUAUGCGUGACAGACGUAUAGUGGCUUUGACUCCCGUAAACUGCAUACUUAUGCCCAAGGUAUGGCUCUUGCAGCGCAAUACGGCCAAUAUAUGGACACGGAUACAAUAUUACCUCGAGAAAAAGAUCCCGAAUAAGCAGCAGUUGUUCAACGAGUUCCUCAACCAGCGCCGGUGGGAAGAGUAUAGACAGCAGUUGGUGGGAGACGUGGUGGCGGGCGCCAAGACCGUCAACUACACCACGGUGCACGACGUGCCUUACUCCGUGCGGAUGGAGGAGAUGUACGACAUCUGA